Molecule: messenger RNA, 2253 nt
Organism: Klebsormidium nitens
Lineage: Eukaryota; Viridiplantae; Streptophyta; Klebsormidiophyceae; Klebsormidiales; Klebsormidiaceae
Source: the annotation of a GenBank genome assembly
CUUUCAGAUUGUGAAGCUUGCAUCCAGCUCCAUACGGACUGAUCACUUUGGAAGCCCUGCAACGCCUCCAAAGAUUUCCACAAGCUGACCAUGGGGUUGAUGGCUGCUGCCUGCCGUCGCUCAGCUUGUCUAGUGUUCCAGUGUGGCCUCGCUCGACCUUCAGCAGAGAGUUGCCUUCCAGGCCAGAGGAAUGUAUGGACAUGCAUCGCACCCCGGCCUGGUGGUGCUUGGAUUGCAAGCAGAUCUCCUGCCAAUCGCUUUCCAGUGAUGAAACAACAGUCUAGAACUGUGCAAGAAGGACAUCGAUUGCGGUGGUCAUCUCGUGUAGCCGCUUCCUCGACAGCGCUUGCUGAGAUGGAAGCUCCUGCGGAAUCUAGUGGAUCAGCACUAAUAUUCACCACUCCUGGCUGCCCCUUUUGCCGAAGGGCAAAGAAUGUCCUCAGAGAGAAGGGAAUUGAGUAUCAAGAGAUUGAUGUAAGCACGGAUCCAAACAUCAGGAGUACAGUGCAGCAAGUAGCAGGAAGAAAAACUGUGCCGGUUGUUUAUGUCAAUGGAGUUCUGGUGGGAGGGGCGGACGACCUAGAUCAGGUCAUACAAGCGGGAGAUCUCGAAUCCAUCCUUCAAAAACAAAGCGAGCCUCUGCCAGAAGCGUUGGCUUCUGUUCUAGAAGAAUCCAGUAAAAAUGAAGAAAAAGAGACCGAAACGAGCACAUCUGAAGUUCCUGAGGAAGUAAAAGAGGAGGAGAAACGCUUAGAAGCUAUUGCAACCAAGAUGAGAGAUCCCAAGCAAGGAGUGAAAACCAAGACAGAACUCAAGGGCCUCACUGUGCUGAACAACGUGUUCACCGGUGCGGAAGCGCUUGACUGGUUGUUACACAAUGGGGAGGAAGAUUACGAAUCCGCUUUGAGGACGGGCACAGCAUUGCAGGAGCGCCACUACCUGCACCACAUAGAGCACGCAGAGCCGUUCACUGCCAGCCCCUCCAAGCUGUACAUGUUCGUCGAGGAGGAGGCCCCUAUCAGCAGUGCGCUGAAUGCCAGGAAACCGUUUCUGAAACCGGCGCGAUCAGCAACACAGGUUGCGGGCGAGCUGCGCAGGCGUAUCCUGGAGCUCUAUGAUGAGGCUCUGUCCAAGGACGGCAAGUCGGUGUCUUACUCCCAGCUUGCCGCAAGUCCUACAUAUGCGGCUUAUCGAGAAGCUACGGAGGAGCUUCAACGGGUGGACUUGUACUCAAUGAGCCGGCAGGAGAAGAUGGCCUUCUUCAUCAACGUGUACAACGCGCUGGUCGUGCAUGGCUUCGUGGCGGAGGGGACGCCUUCCUCCUUCUUCGACCGCCUCUUCUUCUACAGUCGAACAAAGUACCACAUCGACGGCCACGACUACUCCCUGGACGACAUCGAGCACGGCGUGCUGCGCGGCAACCGCCCCAAGUCGGCCAGCCUGCUCAAGCAGCGGCCCUUCGGGCCCAAAGAUCCCCGCCGCUUCCAUGCGAUCCCCCCAGUCGACCCGCGGAUCCACUUCGCGCUCAACUGCGGGGCCAAGUCCUGCCCGCCGAUCAAGCUGUACACGCCAGAAAAUCUCGACGAAGGGUUGGAGGGCGCGGCCUCCGCUUUCGUCGAAGGGGAGGUUGACGUGGACGGGGACUCUGGAGCGGUCACUUUGUCCAAGAUAAUGGACUGGUACAAGGAGGACUUUGGCAGCACCCCCGAGGAGCGCCUGAAGUGGCUGCUGCCAUACCUGCCGAAGGAAAAGAGUCAGGUACUCGCCAAGCUGAUCAAGAAGGCCAGGUUUACGAUCCAGUACAGCAAGUAUGACUGGGCCGUGAAUGAAUAAGUAGGUACUAGGUGCAUGCCUAACCAAGUGGAGCUCUGUAGGCGGAAGUGGUUGACCUAUCUGUCAGCUCAAUACGAAGCGAGCACCGAGAGUAGGAAUGAUCUCACGGUGAAUUAUAGUUGUCACGGACCUGCUAGUCAUGGUCAAGCGGAGACAUUGCUAACGUUAUAGACAAACUUAGCCUAUGCAUAUACAACAAAGACGGAGCACUGCAGUAUACAAGUCAAGUCUUUUUGGUGGAGCUAGAUCCACAUCUUUAUCAUGGUCAUAGUCCCAGCAUAUAGUUUCAAAGGUCAGUAUAACAAUCACAUAGACACAUACAUCCAGUUUGCGACGUACCACUUGACCGUCAUUUCGAUCAUGAACUAGCAGUCGGUAAUUUUCAAAACGUACUGGCAUAUUGCAUGCGGCAGCGCCACA